This is a messenger RNA of Helobdella robusta, 1395 nucleotides long. RefSeq lists its product as hypothetical. The coding region runs from base 1 to 1395 and encodes 464 amino acids. NCBI's taxonomy places the organism in Eukaryota, Metazoa, Annelida, Clitellata, Rhynchobdellida, Glossiphoniidae. The transcript is spliced from 4 exons. The record is from RefSeq and is a predicted model, not a curated record.
AUGUUAGCAAAUUUAACAUGCAGUUCCAGAAAGCACUGCAGUUUAGGCUUGAUGAUAGCAGAUGUCUUCAUAAGUACUCUAAUAAUAUUUCCACUGACAGUCCUACAUUGGGAUGGAACCUGGGUGUUACAAGAUGAAUACUUUUUCCCUGACAAUGAACAGAUAAGCACUUUGUUGAGUUUCACAUUGGGAGCAACGAUAUGCAUGUUCCAGUUGUUGAUGCAGCCUCAGUUGGCAGAAUGGAUCACCACAGACACUCCAGCCAUCUACAUUUUGGUUACCCGUAUACAUUUCUACAUACAUGGCUGGGCCAUUCUUUGCUACUGGAGGGGAACGUGGAAUUUGCUAGAUUUCAUGUUCAACAAUGCUAAUCCUAAAUUUAUAUAUGUCAUCAUAAUUAUUUAUGUAAUAUGCCAGUUGUUGAUGAUACUGACCAGAACAGUUCGGUCGGCUGUUGGGGCACCUGUGGCUCUUCGGUUGGAUACAAGCAAUGAUCUUCUUGAAGCCGAUGUAGUUUUUAAAACAUCUCAUGACAACUUUGUAAAAUUCGCUCUUGACUGCCUUUUCACACAAUUUGUGGUUGUGACAAUAUCUAUCACCAUUUGGUGGGCUCUGUGGUGGCUCUUUGACAUAACGUUGUUCAAAGAUCCAUCGACUGAUCCCAUUUGCUGCUUGGUCGGAUUCAUCAUCAGCAUAUCACUUCUCCUACUUCAAGUUCCAUUAUCUCGGAUAUCUGAAUCAUUAGAUGGAAGGUAUUGGCUAAAGUUAGCCUAUGAAGACACAAUUUUUAUCAUAUUAACGUGGGCUAAUGUCAUGUUCUGGAGAGGUUUCUGGAAUGUGUGGAUCAAUGACUUUCUGCCAAAGAAAACUGUUGGCUGCUGGGUGUCGCAUGUCAUUGGUUCGGUGGGCUUGUUGUUCUUGCAGGGUCUCAAUAACGUCGGUCUGAAUGGUAUAGACAGGGAUGGAUCUUAUCAAGGGGGGUCAGGCAUCUUUCCAAAUAAAUACCUGCAAGAAAUAUUCAAGGAAUUCUUAUUUGAUUCGAGUGAGUACAAGGGACUGACUGAUCAAGUCACCGAAAUAACUUCACUGGCUGAUGAAGAUGUUGAGAAGUGCAGUGAAAACAAUAUUGAGGAAUCGGUUGAUAACGUUCAUUCGCAUGAGAUGGCUAUCUGUAUAGAAUCUGAUGAAGAUGAUGUCAGCAAGAGAAAUGAAGUUGUUACUGAAAUCGCUAAAAAUGUUACUGUAUCCUCCAAAUCAACAAAUUACAGCAUGCCGAACAGUGGUCAUCUGAAUGAUAAUUUGAUUGAGUGCAGUGUCAGUGAAAGUUACUUGGGUGGCGCUGAUGAUUUUGAAGAUAGUGAAAAGUUACCCAUGCUUCACUCACUGCAUCGAUGA